Messenger RNA from Striga hermonthica, 1035 nucleotides. Lineage: Eukaryota; Viridiplantae; Streptophyta; Magnoliopsida; Lamiales; Orobanchaceae. The record is from the annotation of a GenBank genome assembly.
AUGGCAAGCAGAGGACACGACGAGAUCGAACUCUUCUUAAAAGAGCAUGGUAACCUCGCACCCAAAAGAUACAAAUACAGUGAUCUCAAGAAGAUGACCAACUCAUUCCGCGACAGCUUAGGAAGAGGUGGCUUUGGCAGUGUCUACAAAGGUAGGUUAGCCGACGGCGGUCUUGUUGCGGUGAAAACACUGAAUGUGCAGACAGAAUCGGACGGAGCUGAAUUUGUGAAUGAAGUGGCAAGCAUCAGUCGAACCUCCCAUGUCAACGUUGUCAAUCUAUUAGGUUUUUGCUUAGAGGGCUCCAAAAGAGCCCUCAUUUAUGAGUUCAUGCCCAAUGGCUCUCUCGAGAAAUACAUACGUUCAAAAUGUGUGUUGGGAUGGGAAAAAAUGUUUGGGAUCAUGCUCGGCGUAGCUCGAGGGCUCGACUACCUGCACCAGGGGUGCAACACGCGUAUUCUGCACUUUGAUAUAAAGCCCCACAAUAUCCUUCUGGACAAAGACUUCAACCCCAAGAUCUCAGACUUCGGACUGGCCAAGUUGUGCCCUAAUCGGUCAAGUGUGGUGUCAUUGUUGGUGGCGAGAGGGACAAUAGGGUACAUUGCCCCGGAGUUGGUCUGCAUGAACUUUGGGGACGUGUCGUACAAAUCAGAUGUUUAUAGUUACGGGAUGAUGGUUUUGGAAAUAGCUGUGGGGAAAAGAAAUAUUAAUUACCCUAGAGAUGUUAGUAGUUCGAGCGAAAUGUACUUCCCGCAUUAUAUCUAUAAACAACUCGAAGAGGAGGAGGUCAUAGGGGAUUGUGGGAUUGAUGAGAAUAUAACAACUAAUGAAGGUGGAGGUCAUCAGGACAUAUUAAUGAAGAGAAAAUUGAUCAUAGUUGGUUUGUGGUGUGUACAAACCAACCCAAAGGACCGGCCAUCGAUGAGUAAGGUGGUGGAGAUGCUGGAGGGGAAGCUUGAAUCUUUGGAGAUUCCACCAAAACCUUCCUUAUCUACACCACCACAAUUGACACUACAUUUUUCCACUUCAUCCCUUUGA